This is a messenger RNA of Lasiosphaeria miniovina, 252 nucleotides long. RefSeq lists its product as uncharacterized. The transcript has 2 exons. The coding region runs from base 1 to 252 and encodes 83 amino acids. The record is from RefSeq and is a predicted model, not a curated record. Lineage: Eukaryota; Fungi; Ascomycota; Sordariomycetes; Sordariales; Lasiosphaeriaceae.
AUGCGCGCCGCCGCCAUGCGCACCGUCACACGCAGGCAGUUCUCCAUGAUCCAGUCGAUGCGCAGCUUCGCACGGAGCUUCGAGUCGCACCCGUUCGAGCGCCUGCCCGCCUCGACCCCCAGUCACGCGCUCGACUGGUCGCUGCCCAUCAAGGGCCUGGCCAAGAAGUCUGCCCUCUACUUCCCGUUCAUGGGCGUCUUCCUCGGCUGGCCGCUCGUCGCCGCUACCGUGGCCGACGGGCACAUCCAAUGA